CGCCCUCCUCCUCGCGCAGCGCCGGGCACCGGCACCGGCACCGGCACAGACACGCGGCACUGACACCGGCACCGGGCACGGGGCAGCGGCACUAGCCCCGGACAGCGGCAGCGGCCGCCGCCACGGGCACCGGCAGCAGUGAGGAGGCAGAGAUCCGGCUCCAGCCCAGGCAGCCCUCGAGGAAGUUCACACAGCCUCCAGCGGGCUUGGUGCUGUGGCUCCCCAGACACAGCAGACCGGCAGAGACCACCAGAAACUCUCUGAUCUCCUGGGGAAACCACGGCAGCUGUCUGCACAAGGCAGCAGUGCCACCAGCCAGCGGGAAGCAGCGGCCAUGGAUGAAGUGACGGAGCUGGAGCUGGGGGGCAACUCCCUGCUGAAGGCCGUGUGGCUCGGCCGGCUGCGGCUGACACGGCUGCUGCUGGAAGGGGGGGCUUACAUCAACGAGAGCAACGAGAAGGGCGAGACCGCGCUGAUGGUGGCCUGCAUCACCACGCACGUCGACCAGCAGAGCAUCCACAAGGCCAAGAUGGUGAAGUACCUGCUGGACAACAGAGCCGACCCCAACAUCCAGGACAAGUCUGGGAAGACCGCCCUCAUGCACGCCUGCAUCCGGGGAGCUGGGGGGGACGUGGUGUCCCUGCUGCUGGAGAGCGGGGCAGACCCCAGCCUGGAGGACCACUCGGGAGCCUCGGCGCUGGUCCACGCCAUCAACGCCGAGGACAAGGCUGUGCUGCAGCACCUCCUGAAUGCCUGCAGAGCCAAGGGGAAGGAGGUGAUCAUCAUCACCAUGGACACAUCAGCCUCCGGCACCAAGACCGCCAAGCAGUACCUGAACGUCGCCCCUGCGCUGGAGUUCAAGGAGAAGGCUCCCCUCGAGGAGAGCACAGCCCCCUCCAGUGCCCAGCUGAAAACUCCCAUCUCAGCACCUUCCCCUGUCGAGAAGGAGAGCAGCGUUCUCACCACGCACCCUCCUCACACGGGGGACGCUGAGCCACCCUCGCCGGGCCGCAGGGCUGGCGCUGCCCGCAGAGCCCACCUGCCCCGCCUGAAGCGGCUGCGCUCCGAGCCCUGGGGGCUGGUGGCACCCUCGGUGCUGGCGGCCUCCAGCCACCGCGACGACACGCGGGUCUGCGCCGACACCGAGGUCAUCACGGGCAUCGGCGACCUCUCGCUGUCCAAAAAGCCCCCCCUCACCCGGAGCAGCAGCAGCAAGGGGAGGGACCCCUCUCUCUUCCCCCCCGUGGAUGAGCAGGCGCUGGGGCCGCUGGCAUGGAAAGGCAGCCACGAGAAGAGCCCAGGCACCCACCCGUGCCUGUCCCGGAGCACCGCGGUGCCGGAGGAGCCGGAGAGCAGCGGCUCGGCGGCGGGGAUGGACACCCCACACCGGCGGAGGCCCGGCAGCGAGCACAACGGGGACUCGCAGCUCAGCGAGGCGGGGAAGGCGCCGCCCGAGAGGCGCAAGCUGAGCGGGUCGCAGCUGGCCUUGCUGGACGGCUGCUGCGACUCUCCCUCCGGCAGCGCCAGCACAUCGCCCAGCACCGGCCGGCGCCGCCCGCCCGGCCUGCUGGAGAGGCGAGGAUCCGGGACGCUGCUGCUGGACCACAUCUCCCACACGAGGCCAGGAUAUCUGCCCCCCUUGAAUGUGAACCCCAACCCCCCGAUCCCGGACAUUGGCUCCGGCAAAGCCCCCUCCCCGCUGGCGGCUGGGCUGAAGCCGCUGGUGCCCCUCACACCCAGCUCGCCCCGGCGGGGGGAUCGCAGAGCCCACAGGAAGCUCCUCCGCAGACAUUCCAUGCAGGCCGAGCAGAUACGGCACCUCUCCGAUUUUGAGGAGGUCGUGGCGCAGUAGCCGGGCCGCCGUUUGCUCACACGGAGUGGCCAAAGCCGUGCUGUCCCCGCAGGCACAGAGUGGGUGCUGGCUCCGGGGACACUCUGGUGGCCAGGGGGCUCGGCCCGAGCCCAGGGGCUGAUUCGGGAGCGGGCUGAUCGGGAGAUCGAUCCCCGCCGUCCUAGAUCGCCAAGCCCGGUGCCAAGGAUCCCACCUGCAGUUCACUUAUUCCUACUUGCAAUCCGCUUUUCUUACACCCUGCUCGUUCUCCCACCGAAUCCCGGCCCGGAGCCCACGCUGGUGACCUCUGGGGCCGAGGCGUUCAUGGAGCGCCUUCCAGGAGGGGAAGGGGCUCGAGGAGCGGAACACCCAUGCAGCCACGGGCCGUGCUGGUGCUCUCCGGGGGCGGGAGAGGGAGACUGCUCCACCUCCGCGAUUCCCGAGCGCGCCGAGCUCCGGCGGCUGAGCUCGCCCGGCAGCGCUGCAGUGGGCCGGGAUGGGCUUGUCUCGACUCUGAAGCGCCUGGACCUCAGGGGGCUCACUGCCCGCCACGCCUGGAUUCAGGAGCUCUGAUUCAGGGAGGGCUGACCCCCCGAGCAGGAUGGUCCCAGCCCGGCUGUGUGGGUAGCCUCUGCCAGCCGCGGGCAACCCGGGACGCCAGCUGACCGCGGGUGACACGGGCUGACCCCCGGGCUCCAUCCCGCCGGGAAAGUCGCAGGCUCGGCGCCACAGCCAAGACCCCGCGGCCCCAGCCCCGCGCAGCCCCACGCGCGCUGUGCCGUGGCUCCCGCAGACCGCACCGCUCCGUGACCGCGCUCAUCCCGAGCCUGCGUGUGCACGGCUGCGGGGCACGGGUCGGGGUGGCGCCCCGGCCCUGCGGACACUUCUGCACGGGUUUUGCACUGCAUUAAUAAAGCGCUCAGCUCUGGA
Molecule: messenger RNA, 2761 nt
Organism: Passer domesticus (house sparrow)
Lineage: Eukaryota; Metazoa; Chordata; Aves; Passeriformes; Passeridae
Gene: ANKRD34C
Product: ankyrin repeat domain 34C
Exons: 3
Coding region: 335-1852 (505 amino acids)
Molecular function (GO): protein binding
Source: RefSeq, a predicted model, not a curated record